AUGGCAAGCUGGGAGGAGUCACAAGAGUCUCUCAAAGUGGAUGUUGGCCAGUUGAAGGACCAGAUCGGCCAGAUCUUGGCGGCGCUUGAAUCCAUGAAGACUACUGGAGAGUCUUCAUCUGCGCAUGUUGAGGGGAAUGCUCACCCUCAUCCCCCAAUGUUCAACGCUGCGAGCCAAUCAGUUCCUUUCCUACUGUAUGGUUUACCUCCGGGUUACACUCCUCCUGCAGGAGAGUACUCAGAAGCUGAGCACGCUUCAUUCUCGUUUCCCGCGACCGUCAAUAUACCACCAAUCGGCACUCAGGGACUUGUCUUAGUGUCGGCUCCCAUGGUGGUCUCGGGAUUGAACGAGACCAACACAACUGAGGGAAUUCGGGUGACCCCAGUACCGCAUGUGGUUGCUAGGGAGGAUUCUUCAGCCGAAGCUGCACCGCACGCCACGGUGGUUGGGGGAUUCGGUAGCCUCGUUGGAGCUACGGGUAGGUUGGAAAGUCUGGAGGCGAGGUUGAGAGUUGUUGAAGGAGUUGAGAGCUACGGGUUUGGAGAUGCGGCCAGAUUGAGUUUGGUUCCGGGCUUGAAAAUCCCGCCUAAGUUCAAGGCGCCGGAGUUUGAAAAAUAUAGGGGUAACACUUGCCCUAAAAGCCAUGUGACCAUGUACUGCAGAAAGAUGGCUGCGUAUGCUCAUGAUGAGCAGUUACUCAUCCACGUUUUCCAGGAAAGUUUGGCUGGGGUGGCAUUGAACUGGUACACCCACCUGGAGCCAUCCCGAAUUCGUUGUUGGGCGGAUCUAGCUGACGCCUUCGUGAAACAAUAUGUAUACAAUACUCAUGUUGCUCCGGACCGUCUGCAGCUACAGAAUAUGACAAAAAAGGACAAUGAAACUUUCAAAGAGUACGCUCAACGAUGGAGAGAGUUGGCUGCGCAAGUUGAGCCGCCGUUGUUUGAUAAGGAGAUGGUGUCGAUGUUCGUAAACACACUCCAGCCGCCAUUUUAUGAGCAUAUGGUCGGGAAUGUGUCUGUCAAUUUUGCUGACACCAUCAUCAUUGGUGAGAGGAUAGAAAUUGGAUUGAAAAACGGGAAGAUAGCAUAUGGCCCACCUGCAGCUAUAAACUACAAAAAGCCCAGCUUCAAUCAGGGGAAGAAAAAAGAGGGGGAGGUACAUGCUGCGUCGGUAAUGCCUGUAUGGAGAGGACGAGCUCCCGAUCCUAAUUACCGACCAUACUUAAACCCACCUCCUUAUGCUGCUAACACCUCGUUUGCUCACCAAGCUAGGCCUCAACAACAACAAGCAUAUUAUCCACCGCAGCGUAUCCCAACCGAAGCUUCAAGACCGGCCGCAAACAUGGGCCCAAAUUUGAAUGUGGGUCACAACAACAACCCAAGGGGAAAUCCAUUUGUUAGGUUCACCCCAAUCCCUAUGACCUACACUGAAUUGUUACCUAACCUAGUCAAAAAGGGUUUGGUCGCCAUUUGCCCGAUGAAGCCUGUACAGCCGUCGUACCCUAGGGGUUAUGACGCAAAUGCCAGGUGUAGUUAUCAUGCAGGAGGCGUUGGCCACUCGACCGAAGGAUGUAUGGCUCUCAAAUACAAAGUUCAGGCUUUGAUAGAUUCGGGUUGGUUAAAGUUUCAAGAGGACCAGCCCAGCGUCGAUACUAAUCCAUUGUCCGGGCACGGGAGUUCCUCGACGAACGCCGUCGAGGUUGGAAACCAUGAUCUGAUAAGAGAUGUGGGCGAAAUCCGAAGUUCUAGGAGGUUUAUCUUUGAAGCUUUGUUGAAGAAGGGCCUAGUGAAGGGCGAUUAUGAUCUGGGUAUAGCGUGCGCACUCCAUCCGGAGUCCGGGCACUCUAUUGAGGAAUGUAUGGAAUUCGAGAUUUUUCUACAAGACUUACUUGAUAGAAAUCUGAUGCAAGUGUGCCGCAAGAUCAGAGAGGAAGAAGUAUUUGCACAAAUUGGUGGAGAAUCUGAUGUGACUCUACCCGAACCUUUGGUGAUCCAUUUCACUAGGACCACCCCUGCACUGGUAACUGAAGGAAAUCCGUUUGUUGUCAUCCGAGUGCCAACUCCUUUCCCUUCUAAGAGCGAGAAAGCCGUCCCAUGGAGAUAUGGGGCAACUGCAUUAGAUGAGGGAGAAUAUGCAAAUCCGACUGUGGAAAACAUAUCAGGCAUUGGUGGAAUGACCAGAAGUGGUCGGAUCUUUACACCACCAGAAUUGGCGGGAGAAACGACCAAUGAUAGGGAAGCAACAAUGGCUGCAAAAGCAAAGGAGUUCUUGAGGGGGAAGAACGUGGAGGCCGAGGAGACCCCCGACAAAGAGGAGAAGAGGGAAAUAUCUGAAGAAGAAGUUGGUGAAUUCCUAAAGUUCAUACAACAGAGUGAGUACAAAGUGGUGGAACAGUUGAACCGCAUGCCUGCCCGGAUCUCCUUGCUAGAAUUACUCAUGCACUCUGCCUCCCACCGAAAGUUGUUGAUGAAGAUACUCAGUGAGGCUCAUGUGGAGCAAGGUAUUUCUCUAAACAAGUUCGAGGGCAUUGUUGGCAACAUCGUUGCUAAUAAUUACCUCACCUUCACUGAUGAAGAGAUACCUGUUGAGGGGAGAGGUCAUAACAAAGCCCUUCAUGUCUCUGUGAAAUGCUUGGAUCAUGUGAUAGCACGUGUCUUAGUGGAUAAUGGAUCCUCCCUGAACGUCAUGCCAAAAGCAACCUUGGAGAAGCUACCUAGUGACGGAACGCAUAUGAAGCCAAGUUCUAUGAUUGUGAGAGCCUUUGAUGGUAGUAAGAGGGAAGUGAUGGGAGAGGUAGAACUACAAGUCCAAGUCGGUUUGUGUGUCUUUCAAGUGACAUUCCAAGUCAUGGACAUCCUCCCAGCCUAUAGUUGUCUGUUGGGUCGCCCAUGGAUCCAUUCUGUAGGGGUUGUGCCUUCUACAGUACAUCAAAAGUUGAAGUAUGUUAUGGGAGAUAAGCUGGUGAUAGUGGCAGGAGAGGAGGAUUUCCUGGUGAGCGGGCCAUAUCCUCCCGUUAUAUUGAAGCAGUCGAGGAAGCUCUUGAGACAGCUUUCCAAUCUCUGGAGAUCGUGGGAAACACCUAUGUGGAGCCAUUCGCGGUCAACCCGCAUCUGUCGCGUGCUUCUAUCAUGA
Molecule: messenger RNA, 3132 nt
Organism: Vigna angularis (adzuki bean)
Lineage: Eukaryota; Viridiplantae; Streptophyta; Magnoliopsida; Fabales; Fabaceae
Exons: 1
Coding region: 1-3132 (1043 amino acids)
Source: RefSeq, a predicted model, not a curated record